Messenger RNA from Symbiodinium sp. CCMP2456, 2064 nucleotides. Lineage: Eukaryota; Dinophyceae; Suessiales; Symbiodiniaceae. The record is from the annotation of a GenBank genome assembly.
AUGGCGGCAGAACACUCGCAGAUCCUCAAGCUGGCAGGUGGCAUGGCUUUGGGGGCCACUGCCUUGAUGGUGGCCUCUGGCACGCUGAAGAAGUCCUUGAAGGAGUCAGCACGACGUGCUGCUUCGUCCCCUUUUGAGUACCACCUGGCAGUGCAUUGCUCCGAGAUCCCGUCCGGUGCAGUGUGGCAGUUGGUGAAGCUGCCCAAAACUGCGAAGGUACCAGACUUGCAUGAAGCCACCCUCGUGGCUUUGGGCAAAAGCCAGCUUCCAGAAGACAUGGAGAAGUUUGGGUUCUAUGCAGUGCAACGGAAAACGGCGGAUGGAGCUUGUGAGAAGCUCGGGGAUCGCCUGCUGGAAGUUGGAAGCCUGGAUCUUCUGCUUUCAGCUCUGCCACCAGAGCAUCUACAGGUGAUUCAGUUGAUCUUUGCAAGGGAGGCACCCUUUCCGUCAGAUGUGCCAGAGGGGCCCAAAGCCUUCCCCACCUGUGGCAUUUGCUUACCGGUCAUGGGCACCAGCUACCAGAACAAUGGACCUUAUCCGAUUCCGGAGUAUAACUUCGCCCGGAACGUGUUUCCCCCAAAUGGCGAGUAUCCCUAUGGUUCCACUGUUCGGAGUCACGCAGGUCAAAAGCAGACUGUCGCGGGGUUCGGCGCCUCCGUCUUGCACGAGGAUGCUCAAUAUACCGAGACCAUGACUGCCGAUGCGAGCAUCAUCCAAGAGAUGAUGUCAAGAACAGCAGACUUCCCCAAGCUUUGGAACCGGGAUGUUGAGGUCGGUUUGCAGGACUUCACGGCUAAUGGGCUGUUCACCAGCAGCGAGCAGUCACAGGAUUGGAAGACAGGCCACAGUCUCCUCCCUCGUGGCUUCAACCAAAUCAAGGUGAAGAGCUUCGCACCACAGAUCUUAGCCAAGACGCGUGCCUUCGUGGGAGAGUGGUCGAAGUUUGAAGCUGGGCAGCUGGUUGAAGAUGUGAAUGAAUGGCUGACCGCCAUGACAGCAGAUGCCGUGGUCUCCUGCAGCAUGGGAAUGGACAUGCAGAAUGUGGAACGUUUGGGCUCCAAGCAGACACCUCACAAGUUUGUCGAGACCUUCCGGUUUGGCCUAGGGGUUUCCAUGGGAAGCAUCACGGCUCAGACUGAGUAUGGCCUCAAGCGGUUCCUGCCCUUCUUCGAUGCAGAAGGUCAGCUUCAAAAGAGGUACCAAGCCAGCAAGAAGGAGAUGCAAAGGCAAGUGGAGGAUCUCGUUGAGGCAACGCGAAGAGGCGAGCUGGGGGACAACUCUAUCAUUGCAACGAUGCUCAACGACUCCGGUGCCGAUGGCAAACAUGUUCGCUUCGGCGCGCUCUAUGGCCACAUCGUGAACUUGAUGAUUGCAGGGCACGAGACCACGGCGGCUACCCUAGGUUUCACACUGCAGCUUCUGGCGGAACAUCCCGUCUACGAGGAACGAGCGUUGGAGGAGGUCAGGCAAGUGUUGCAGGGCCGUGCCGAGCCUUCUGUGGACGACGUGCCCAAGCUGCAGUUUGUGGAGCAGUGUUUCCGCGAGGCUCUGCGGCUUUACAGCCCUGUGACGUCCAUCACGCGGGACGUGGCCUAUGAUACGCUGCUGGGGGGCCAUCGGGUCCACCAGGGUGAGAGGAUCAACUUGGUGACCCGUGCCCUGCAUACGAACCCAGAGUACUGGGGUGGUGAGUUUGGAGACCCCUUGAGCUUCAAUCCAGAUCGUUUUGCUCCCGAGGCGGUGAGACAGCGACAUCCCAAUGCCUAUCAUCCGUUUGGCUUUGCCAGUCGUGCUUGCAUCGGAAGCCAGUUUGCCCUCUUCGAAGCCAAGACCUUCUUGGCUUCGAUGUUGAUCCACUUCCGACUCGAAGGCAUCCCGGGGUACGAGAUGGUGGCCAGUUGUGAGGGCGGGGGUGCCUCGCCAUCCCCGGAGAACUUGGCGUUCCAUGUGUUCCCACGCCCAGGAGGGCCACUCUGGUGUGAUGGUAUCAUGCGGCCUCUCCGGGCGGCUGCGUCUUACGAGGCAACUGCAGAAUCGAUGCAGGAUGAUGCAAGCGACUCAUAA